ACCAACAAGUAGUCGAUUGUUUGGCUGCCGGAUGCUCGGCUGUUUUACUUCAGUUACUUGCAAUUCUCAUUCUAGCCUGGCUGGACACGCUGCAGGCUCUGUUUACCCAUAAGCACCGUUUUGGACGCGACCUUAUUUCUGCAUCAGUUCGAUCUUUCAGCGCUGUGGGGCGCAGUUUGGCGGGAGUCGGGUCGUGUCAGGGCACGCCCCACCCACACCGGCGCAACAGCCACGCCUGGGCUCCUACUCGUGCACCGCUCCGCAAUUGUGUGACCAAGGAAACAACGUUGAAUCCUUGGAGCCUUCAGUACAUCGCAGAACAGCACUGUGCAGCGAGGGCCGUUGCACGACACGACAUCCUGAGGGACGCGAAAUCCUGAAUUGUUUCCACCAGCACCGACAGCUAUCUGCGGCUACACGGCGCAAUGAUGGGGGCCUGAGGUGAAGCCGCGACCCGGAGACCCCAGGGCGUGCCAGUCCGGGCCCCGCCCGAACCCAAUCCAUUGGGGUGGAGCAGCAGCCGUCAUGUCGCAGGGCGGCGACGCCGGCCGGGCGGCUGUGGAGUGGAACGGCCAGGUGUCUUCUCCCAGCCACCACCUGUUCAUCAACGCCUCCCCCGAGCCCCUCACACUCACCUGGGGCCCGCGACUGCUGCUGCGGCCGCCGCCGCCGCCGCCCACAGCCGGUCCCGUGGCCGGGGCCGCGGGAGAAGCAGCCGCGGGCGGCGAGGCCGGCGCGGCGGGCGGCGGGGCGGGGGACGUGGAGACGCCGCACCCGGAGCCGGUGGCGCCGCACGGGGGCGUGCUGUUCGUGGGCACGUACGAGUUCCACACCUGGCGCGUGCGCAGUGCCAGUCGCGGCCUCAUCUGCGCGCACGACGGCCCGCCAUCGGUGGUGGAGGUGACGGCGGCAGGAGACUACAUCAUCUCCCCCUACACGCCUGAGCGCCACCAGAGGGCCAUAGCGGCCGCCGCUGCUGCUACAGCCGAGGACGGAGCCGCGGCGGCAGGGGCUGCUGCAGCUGUAGCUGCUGCUGGUGCCGCUGCUGCUACUGCUAGUGCCGUGGGUGCUACAGCCGCAAUCCCGCCUGCCGCUUGCGAGGGACUGGAAUUAUCCAGCCUGCAGCAGCAGCAGGCGGGGCGGCAGCAGCAGGCGGGCAGUGCGGAGGAGGGGCAGCAGGGGCAGCAGCAGCAGCAGGCGCAGCAGGAGCAGCAGCAGCAUGUGUUUGUGAACCUGCUGCCGGCAACACCAGGGGCGGGGCAGGAGGGGGCGGGGCAGGAGGAGCGGGCGGGGCAGGAGGAGGGGGCGGGGCGGCGGCGGUGGCUGUGGCUCAGCUGGGGCGAUGCGGAGGGGCGCCACGACACGCCACACCCGGUCCCCGUUCCGCCGGUCGGGGGCUGCGUGUCCGUGGGCGCGUCUGACGCGGUGACGUGGCGUGUGCGCACCGCCCCUCCGCCGCAGCCCGGCCGCCUGGUCGCGUCCCACUCGGGCCCGCCCUCCAUCGUGGUGAUCGGCGCCGCCGGCGAUGACACCGAUGCGGCGGGUACGGCGGCGGCGGUUAUAACGGUUUCGGUUGAGCCGUACUCCGUCGCCCGCCACACCCAUUGGCUGUACCCGCACCUGCGGCCGCACCCGCUGCAGCCGCCAGCAGCAGCCGCCACCGCUGCCGCCGCGUCACACCCGUCACACAUUCAAGCACACACGCCCGCCCAGCAGCAGCAACCAGGCUCAAUGCACCCGCACCCGCACCCGCACCCGCACCCGCAACAGCAACAGCAACAGCUGCCGCCGCCGCCACCGGAUUCGCCGCUGGUGCCCGCUGCAGCGGCGGCGCCGCCCCUCGCCGGCGGCGCCUCCUCCCCCGCCUACGCGCUGGGCCACGUGUCUUCCCGACACGCUGCUACAGCCGGCACCGGCACCAGGGCCGCCGCUGCUACAGCCGCCGCUGCUACAGCCUCUGCGCCGGCGCCGCUGUCUGCUGCUGCCAGCGGCGCCACGUUGCACAAGGACUUGCACACAGUGGAGUGGAAGGGCCAGGUGUCCGCCUCCAGCUACCACCUGUUUGUGAACGACACGCGGGAGCCGCUGCAGCUGAGCUGGGGCGACGGAGCGGGGCACACGGAGGUGCCACACGGCCACAUACCGCCGUGCGGGAACCUGUUCGUGGGCACGUACGAGUUCCACACCUGGCGAGUGCGAAGUGCCAGUCGCGGCCUCAUCUGCGCGCACACAGGCCCCUCCGCCAUCGUGACGAUCACGCCCCACGGCGCCUCAACCCACCUCAACACAACCACCGGCGCACCGCCGCCGCCGCCGUCGCGUUCAGCACCAUUGGCGGCGGCGGCGUCUUCUUCCGCAGGCGGCGGUGGCGGCGGCGGCGGCCGCCGCGGCCGCGCGGUUGCUGUGGCGGCUGCUGUGGCGGCGGCGGCGGCGGCGACGGAGCCGGGGUACAGGCAGCGAGGGGAGGUGCUCGGCAUGCCCAUAUGGGCCUUUGACUGCGUGUCCGACGCCGCGGUGGCGCGGCUGUCCCACGUGGUGGGGCGCAUGCUGGCGGCGGCGCCCGGCGGCGCGGCGGCGGCGGCGGCGCGGCUGCGGGCGGGCGGCGCGGGGUUCGCGGUGUUCGGGCGCAAGCAGGUCGUGAGCGACGUGCCCGCGCACCGCCUCAUGCGCUACAACGCGGGCCGCCACCUGGACACCAGCGCGCGCGGCCUGGGCGCCACACCCGCCAUUCCCGUGACCAGCUGCGGCGAGGAGAACCUGACCAUGGUGAAGGACCGCUGGUACCCCUGCCAGUCCAUCCUGGUGCAUGAGGCCCACAACUGGUACCCCUGCCAGUCCAUCCUGGUGCACGAGGUUGGACAUGCCGUACACAACCUCGGACUGAUGGCGGCGCAAGUGGCGGGCGUGAUGGCGGCGUACACCAGCGCCAUGGAG
Messenger RNA from Chlamydomonas reinhardtii, 2934 nucleotides. RefSeq lists its product as uncharacterized. The annotation marks the transcript as partial. The record is from RefSeq and is a predicted model, not a curated record. NCBI's taxonomy places the organism in Eukaryota, Viridiplantae, Chlorophyta, Chlorophyceae, Chlamydomonadales, Chlamydomonadaceae. The transcript is spliced from 13 exons.